Messenger RNA from Rubroshorea leprosula, 1020 nucleotides. The record is from the annotation of a GenBank genome assembly. Lineage: Eukaryota; Viridiplantae; Streptophyta; Magnoliopsida; Malvales; Dipterocarpaceae.
AAAAAAUCCCGUGAAUUAGCUAGUGUUUUGGCCAAUUUGUGGAAGUUGAGUUACUGUUCACGUCGUGGUUACUGUUCACGUCGUGGUUACUGUUCAUGGGGUACUGUUCAUGGACACUGUUCACACCCCGAGGGCCAACAUUUAAUGGGAAUUUAAAUGAUUAGUUUGUGAUAUGAGAACGAAUUUGGAGAUGUCCGAUCAUGUGGAAAGUGAUAGAAAUAGCAUUGUGAUUAGGAAUGAUCCUAAUGAUGAUUUCAGCUUGAAUUUGUGACAGUCCGGUAUUAAUUCUUGAAAUAUUUUGAUUAGGUUCUUGAUUGUUCUGUCAGUUAGUACGUGAAUUGAGUGCUCGGUUUUAUGCAAGUGAAGUAAGUAAUUUAUGGUAAUGGCUGUACUGUUUUAAAAGCAUGUUUUGAUUUGUUUUUGAAGUGGUGGCGGGACUAAACCCGUUUUACACGAGCAUGACUGAUUUGAAGUGAAAUGUUUUAUACUUUUCAUUAAAUUGAGCAUGCCUACUUGAAAUUUAAGUGACUGUCCUGAUGAUCUGAAAGUGAUUAGCGAAUUAUGAUUUUUCUGUUAACUUCUGCCUGUUUUGUCUCCGAUAUGGUCAUGUUAUUCAUGUGCCCGCUAGUGGGAGGUUACAAACGCUAGCACAUGUCGACAUGUUAGUGAUAGAGCCGGUUCGUUCAACCCUGCUAGUGGGGGUUAUACACCAGCAACUCGUGUGCCCGCCAAUGGGAGAUUUAUAAACGCUGGCCGUGACCUAUAGAGGAGACGUCUAUUUCAUUCCCGUACUGUAUCCGUUUUGCGUGAUUGCACAUGUGGCAUGCUUUAAGUUUGAUAAGGGGCACUCCAUAUUUACUUACUGAGUUUAUCUCAUAGUUUUUCUUUGUCCACCAUUUCAGGAAGUGAAACCGAGGACGGGAAACCACAGGAAGUGACGAGUUAGAAGGCUAGCCAUAUUGUAAUUGGAUAUGAAUUUUAGAAACAAUUCAUGAUCUUGUAUUUGGAGAUUUUAUGAUA